Messenger RNA from Dalotia coriaria, 1943 nucleotides. RefSeq lists its product as uncharacterized. The transcript is spliced from 5 exons. The coding region runs from base 110 to 1039 and encodes 309 amino acids. Lineage: Eukaryota; Metazoa; Arthropoda; Insecta; Coleoptera; Staphylinidae. The record is from RefSeq and is a predicted model, not a curated record.
UAUUUUCAUCAGAAGGUAAUGAGGAACUAUUAUGUUAGGCAACCAAUUCAACAAAAUUUUACACAUGUUUGCAUUUUUAUCGAAAUUUGUUAUUCAAACGGUAUAAACAAUGUCACUAAUUGGCAACACACCGAAAACUUUUGAUAAAAAACGCAUAAUUGACCAGCAAACACUUUUAAAACAACAGACAAUUGAAUACAUUAAAAAGGCUGUACUAGCAUCAAAAUUAAUACUAGACGAAGAUUUUGAUGCGUUAUUGGAUACACCAUUAAUAUUCCUUCCACAUGUCGUCAGAAAUUACAGGCCAAUCUUUAGCACAUCUGUGUCUACAAUUGCUCUUCUUACAAUCUCAAAAUUUAUAAAAGAAAAUCAAAGAGAAUGUGCUAUUUUAGCUUUACUGCCAGUAAGUUAUGAGAUUAUUAGUAUUGGAAGACAUUGGUAUAAAAAAUACAAGUGUUUUAAACAAAUUGAUGAGUUUGUUUACAACUUGGAGCAGCAAGCACUUUUGAAUAACAAAGUGAUCAAACAUUUGAAUAUGAGAAUAAAUAGUAUGGUAGAAUUACAGAAUAAAAUUAAUGAAGUUGCCUUUGGGUUAAUCCAAGUUGAUGACUUAAAAUUUGCCAGUUUUGCUUGCAGAACAUUAGAAAAUGUUUGUGUGACACUACAGGAACAACUAGUGAUACAUGCAACGUAUUCAGAGUCUUAUUAUAGUUAUAUUGGUAAUUGGCACAUGGAUAGUUGUCCAGAAAAUGGUAAAAUUGAAGAAAUCACUAUGUUUAUUGAGAAGUUAAGUGAAUUUUACAUUCUCAUUGCUUCCAAUUUAAUGUCUUCUUCAAUAUUUUCAUUGGAGGCGGCUAUGUGGCGAUCUAAUCAAGACUUUGAAACUGUUUUCAACACUAUUAAACAUGCGACAACUCAGAUAAAACAGUCGCGUUAUGAUAUUGAAAAGGAACUGAAGCAAGUCUUCUAUGAUUUUCACAAAACAAGCAGUGUGCCAAAACAAACUACAAAUAAUUUAAAUAACAAACAAAACAAUUAGUACCUAUUUAUAACGAUUCACUGGAUGAUUGUAAAAAUAGGCUACGGAUUGUUUUUGAUUUGACUAAAAGUAUUGAAUCCCAAAAUGCAAAAACUAGGUGUAUAUUCCUUGAAGAAAUGAUGGAAAACCUCGAGGCAUCGACACUACAAGUUAGAAAUUUGUUGCGAUAUGAGAAAAGUCUCUUAAAACCUGAAAACGCAGAUAUAUCAAGAGAUUGUGAACAAAAUCAUUUAAAAACUACUGAUAUGGAUACAAAAAAAGAAGUUAUUAAUCAUAAAGAGGCAGAAAUUGGGAGUGACGAUGAAGAAUUCGGAUAUUCACCACAUGAGUCCGAUGAUGAUUUUGACCGUAAAUGUUUACGAAAUAACGAAGAUUAUGAUCGUGACGCUAUACAAUCAGUGGCUGUGCAAAAUUUAAUGUUACAAGAGCUUAGAAAUCGAAUGAAAGACGUCAGAAGAAUUAAAAUAACACGCACGGCUACCGGUGAUUUAAUUGUUCAAGAGCGACCGGUAACUUUGCAAGAAUCUGGUGGACAAACGGAGCCUUUAUUAAAAAAAGCAGUAGAAAAAGCCAAGAAAACUUAACAGAAACAAAUCCUCCUUUAAAAUUUAAUCUUUUUCAAGGUGAUGUACCUCCACCUCCGCCGCCAUGUCUUCCAAACAUGAAAUUUAACAAUUUUGGAGGCGAAAAUAUUGAUAAAAGUGCAAUUCAACCAGUAAGUAAUUUGCCAGUAAAUAAAACACUAUUGUCUUCAAUCUCAUCAAUUGCAAUGCAAAGAAACCAAAAUGAGGAUGUAUUUGGUUGUGAUGGUGAUGAAUAUGUUGCUAGUGAUGAAUUUUCAUCAGAUGACGACUAAUACUUUGGAAAUGAAAAAAAUUAAAUUGAUAUUUAUUGAAUACAUUCA